AUGGAGAGCCGAAAGGACAUAGUCAUGUUUUUGGAGGGGAGUCAGCUUGGCACCUUGGUUGGCAAGAGGGUCUCCAAUUUGUCCGAAGCCGUGGGCAGCCCGCUGUCUGAGCCACCCGAGAAGAUGGUGCCCCGUAGUUGCCUGAGCCCGCGGGCCGGUCCUCCGGCCGCCCGGGAGCGCGGCGGGGGAGGCCCGGAGGAGGAGCCGGUGGACGGACUAGCAGGCAGCAAGGCGGGAACCGGAGCGGAGCCGCGAGCAGCUGGGGCGGCUGUUCUCGGCCCGGGCCCUCCGGCCCCCUCUACCAACAGCCUCUCAGGCCAGGGGCAACCCAGUAGUUCGGACACCGAGUCGGAUUUCUAUGAAGAAAUCGAGGUGAGCUGCACCCCGGACUGCGCCACCGGGAACGGCGAGUACCAGCGCAGCAAAGGGCCGGGCUCUGAGACACUGGCUGGCAGUCCGAACGGCGGCAGCGAGGCGCCCAAAAGCAACGGUGGCGGAGGAGGCGGCGGAGGGAGUGGCUCACAGGGCACCCUGGCCUGCAGCGCCAGUGACCAGAUGCGCCGAUACCGCACCGCUUUCACCCGGGAACAGAUUGCGCGGCUGGAGAAGGAAUUCUAUCGGGAGAACUACGUAUCCAGGCCGCGGAGAUGCGAACUGGCGGCUGCCCUAAACCUGCCCGAAACCACCAUCAAGGUGUGGUUCCAAAACCGGCGCAUGAAGGACAAGCGGCAGCGGCUGGCCAUGACGUGGCCGCACCCGGCCGACCCCGCCUUCUACACGUACAUGAUGAGCCACGCGGCGGCCGCGGGCGGCCUGCCCUACCCCUUCCCGUCGCACCUGCCCCUGCCCUACUACUCGCCCGUGGGCCUGGGCGCAGCGUCCGCCGCCUCGGCUGCCGCCUCGCCCUUCAGCGGCCCGCUGCGCCCGCUCGACACCUUCCGCGUGCUCUCGCAGCCCUACCCGCGGCCCGAACUGCUGUGCGCCUUCCGCCACCCGCCGCUCUACCCCGGCCCAGCACACGGACUGGGCGCCUCGGCUGCCGGCGGCCCCUGCUCCUGCCUCGCCUGCCACAGCGGCCCGGCCAACGGGCUAGCGCCCCGGGGCGCCGCAGCAGCCGCUUCGGACUUCACCUGUGCCUCCACCUCCCGCUCGGACUCCUUCCUCACCUUCGCGCCGUCGGUGCUCAGCAAGGCCUCCUCCGUUGCGCUGGACCAGAGGGAGGAGGUGCCCCUCACCAGAUAA
Messenger RNA from Choloepus didactylus (southern two-toed sloth), 1242 nucleotides. It is a transcript of the gene EVX1, whose product is annotated as even-skipped homeobox 1. Bases 1 to 1242 code for a protein of 413 amino acids. Gene Ontology annotation, cellular component: nucleus. NCBI's taxonomy places the organism in Eukaryota, Metazoa, Chordata, Mammalia, Pilosa, Megalonychidae. The record is from RefSeq and is a predicted model, not a curated record. Gene Ontology annotation, biological process: regulation of transcription by RNA polymerase II. Gene Ontology annotation, molecular function: DNA-binding transcription factor activity, RNA polymerase II-specific; RNA polymerase II cis-regulatory region sequence-specific DNA binding. The transcript is spliced from 3 exons.